This is a messenger RNA of Magallana angulata, 1769 nucleotides long. RefSeq lists its product as uncharacterized. The coding region runs from base 293 to 1462 and encodes 389 amino acids. The record is from RefSeq and is a predicted model, not a curated record. Lineage: Eukaryota; Metazoa; Mollusca; Bivalvia; Ostreida; Ostreidae. The transcript is spliced from 9 exons.
GGCCACUUCGACCUUCGCACUUUCGCCUUUAGGUCGAGGCGCGAGAGUGCGAAGUUGCGAAGGCGAAAGUGCGAGAGUGCGACGGCGAAGGAGCGAAAGUGCGAAGAUGCGACGGCGAAGCGCGAAGUUGCGACGGCGAGAGUGCGAAGGUGCGAAGGCGAAGGAGCGAUACUACUAUCGCACUCUCGCCGUCGCAACUUCGCACUCUCGCCGUCGCAACUUCGCACUCUCGCCUUCGCCUUUACUGUUUGUAGAGCUCUCUAUCGUUUAAAGAUAAUUUUAACUAUAAAAAAUGGCGUCUCUGGCAGAAGACCAGCUUCUGAGAAAAUAUUUCCAACAAGGACUGUCAUAUAUUGAAAUCCAGAUGUUGAUGUAUUUAAACCACGGUAUUGAAUUAAGUUACCGUACACUGAAAAGGCGUCUAAGAAAUUUAGAUCUUAAAAAAGUUGGAAAUUGGAGUUUAGAUGAAAUCAUUCCUGUUAUCCAGAUGGAGAUUAAAGAAGGCUCAAAGAAUUUAGGUUGCCGUAGUUUAUCUAGGAGAUUAUUUUUAAAACAUGGAAUAUUUGUUGGAAGGAAUACAACAAUGUGUGCCCUUAGAAUUUUAGAUCCAGAGGGAGUGUCCCUUAGGUCACAGCAUUGUUUAUCCAGACGCCAGUAUUAUAACCAAGGACCCAAUUUUCUUGUUCAUAUUGAUGGAUAUGAUAAGUUGAAACCAUUUGGAUUUUGCAUUCAUGGAGCAAUUUGUGGGUUUUCUCGUCGCAUCCUUUGGUUACGAGUUGCUAGAACAAAUAACAAUCCAAAGGUAGUUGCCUCAUACUUUCUGGACUAUGUUGAGGAAAUAGCAGGAGUACCAAGAUGCAUUAGAAUAGAUGCUGGAACAGAAAAUGGUCACAUUGAAGACAUGCAGAAGGCUUUUCGUUGGAAUGAUGAUGAUGCUAUGGCUGGAGAUAAAAGUGUGAUCAUUGGAAGUUCCACAUCAAACCAGAGAAUAGAGCGAUGGUGGAGAUCACUUCGUCAAUUGGGUGUUGGAUAUUGGAUAGACUUUUUCAAAGAUUUAGAGAUGCAGGGAUAUUUCACAUGUGGAAACCCCAUGCAUAUAGAAUGUUUAAGAUUUUGCUUUAUGGCCAUAUUACAAAGGGAUUUGGAUCACAUCAGAAAAGAUUGGAAUACUCACAAUAUCAGACAUCAAUCAAAAAAUGUUGUAGAAUGUCCCUCAGGAAAGCCAGAUAUCAUGUUCUUCAAUCCAGAGCUUUAUGAUGCUGUUGAUUACAAGUUUCCAGUAGAAAUAGAUGACAUAGAAGCAAUGAAAAAUUUCUGUGAAUUACCCAACAAGUUUGGAUGUAGUGAGGAUACCCUAGCUCAUUUAAUGGACCUUAAGAGACAAGGAGGAAAAUCAAUACCUUGUGAAACAGAGGAAGCUGUUGAAUUGUUUUUAUGGAUUCUUCAGCAAUUACGUGCUUAAGUUGAAAGCCACCAACUUAUUUAUGAUAUUACAUUGUAUAAAUUGUGUAUGCCAUGAUGAUCAUUAACUUUUGCGGGUGACUAGUGACACAUUUUUUUUCAAUGUAUACCUGUAUGUACCCGGUAUCUGUGAUGUUCCUAAAUAUUUAAGAGAAAAGUAAACACUGGAUCAGAAAUGCAAGCAUUAGCACUGCACUGUGAUAAAAAUGACAAAUAACAGAAGACAAAAACUGAGUGUAUAAUUUUCACAUUUAUUUUGCAUAUAUAGUUCAUAAUGAAAAAAUUAAAAUCACCUGAAUUUAUCUGUU